Musa acuminata AAA Group (dessert banana) is the source of this 1953-nucleotide messenger RNA. RefSeq names its product transcription factor bHLH57-like. The coding region runs from base 515 to 1612 and encodes 365 amino acids. Gene Ontology annotation, biological process: regulation of transcription by RNA polymerase II. Gene Ontology annotation, molecular function: DNA-binding transcription factor activity, RNA polymerase II-specific; RNA polymerase II cis-regulatory region sequence-specific DNA binding; protein dimerization activity. The record is from RefSeq and is a predicted model, not a curated record. Lineage: Eukaryota; Viridiplantae; Streptophyta; Magnoliopsida; Zingiberales; Musaceae. The transcript has 4 exons.
GCUUCUCUCCCUACACCACAGAGCCUUUUUAUCCUCCGUAUCGCCACCUCCCUGACUUCUCUACUGCUUUCGAAUCAGCAUUUAUUUUGUAGCCCCAAGUCCGCACAUCCGAGGAAGGAGGGGAAGGAGCAGAGUUCGUAAUAAGUGAUGAUACUUGCUCUCCAGGCAUUUAUUGCUCCGGGCGGGUGGUGAGAGGCAGCAUUUAACGGGAAGACUGGACUGUGUUUCGGUUGUGAAGAGGUGAGGUGACUGGAGACGACUGAGGGGAACCGUCAGACGUUGUUCUUCUGCCGGAAGUGUUCAAAUUCUCAUCAGUUGCUGUUGCAUUUGCUGCUGCUUCCAUGGAGCAGCUCGGAGGACCCAUUAAUGAUUCCCUUGUAAGACCCUCAAGUAUCCCAACCUAUUCAUUCCUUUAUUAUUUCCCUGUCUCCGCAUAUCUUGGUCCCAUCUGCUUGAAGAAGACUCUUUUGUGAAUGGAAAGAAGUUGGUCAGGGAAGAGUUGAACUCGGUGUGCAUGGAACCAGGAGCAGCGAGCGCCAGGUUUUCCGAGCAUCCUGAAAUGAGAUAUGAGAGCCUGUUCUCUCGCCAAAUGCCUUUCCUUCAACUACUCCAGGGAGCCAUGCAAGCAGAGGACGAGACGGAGGAAGAGAAAGUCGAGCUCCAACUGCAACAAUAUCAACACCAAAGUUUAUUCACUUCUUGCGCACAAGAAUCCAACAUCGAGCUCCUGCUCCGGUUACAGAGACAAAACUGCCUCGAGCAACUGCGGACACCGGAGAGGGACAAGGCCCGUGCGGUGGAGCAGCUGGAGAGCUGCAUCACCCACACAUCCGAGUCGGAGACGAGAGGCACAGUUCACCAUAAGCAUCCUGUGGCGGUAACCACGACGGGGCCCACGAGAUCUGCGGCUGCAGCCUGGCCGAACGAGCGGAGGAAGAGGAAGCGGCCGCGGCAGGCUUCGACGUCCAAGAGCCCGGAGGAGGCGGAGAGCCAAAGAAUGACGCACAUUGCGGUGGAGCGCAACCGCCGGCGGCUCAUGAACGAUCACCUCGCUACUCUCCGCUCCCUGAUGCCAUCUUCCUACGUCCAACGCGGAGACCAGGCGUCCAUCGUCGGUGGUGCCAUCGAGUUCGUUAAGGAGCUCGAGCACCACCUCCUCUCCCACCAAUACGAGAAGCGGUUGCGGGCGUCGGCCGCUGUCCGGUCGAGGUCGAACGACGACGAACAAUGCCAUGCUUCCACUCUGCACGACGGGUUCUUCAUCUCGCCACAAUACACGGGCUACUCGCAGUGGAAGCGGCGACGGGGCGACGGUAAAGGAGACGAAGCGCAGCAGGAGAAUGCAACGGGGAUGGACGUGGAAGCGACGUUGGUGCAAGGCCAUGUGAACUUGAAGGUCGCCGGGCGGCGACGGCGAGGGCAGCUGGUGCGAGCCAUUGCGGCCAUGGAGGAACUCCGUCUCUCAGUCCUCCAUCUCAACAUCAUCUGCCUCGAACCAUCCUCCAUACUUUACUCCCUUAACCUGAAGAUGGAGGAGGAGUGCAAGUUGGGGUCAGCGGAUGAGGUUGCGACGGCGGUGCACCAGAUCUUCAGCUACAUCAACGCCUGCUGAUGACGCGAUGAUGAACGCGUCAGGACGUACGAGAGACGAGAGAGACGAGAGAGACAGGACAAGGGAAGAGGAGAUGCUCGUCUUAAAGGUGGGGAGGGCAGCGUAACACGUCUCCUACUUCUGCAGCGGCAGCUUUCCUUCUGAUACAUGCAGUGAUGGGAGCUUGGACUCUUUGGGUUGCGGUUUUGCAGCUUUAUCUCUCUUCGUUUUCAAUCUCUCUUUGGGAAAGGAUGCUGACAAUUGGGCUGAACAUGAUUACUGAUGAUGCAGGAUACUUUAUCCCGUUAUUAACAGUGUGUAUUCUGCAUGAGUUUGAAGGCAUUGGGAAGUUUCGAUGAGUA